AUGAGGUUUUCUAUCGCGCUUUCUCUUAGUCUUCUUGCCGUAUCUGUAUCUGCUGCUCCUCGAGGACAGCAAGGUCAACAGGGCAAGCAGGGUCAGCAGGGUCAAUCUACACAGGGUGGAAAGGGGGCGGCUAAUAAUGCUGGGGCCGCUGCUGCCGCCACUGCAUCCAAUGCUACAGCCGCCGCUGCCACUGCGUCCAACUCAACCGCAACUACUGGUAACACCGGUUCAACAAGCACUGCGACUUCUGUCGGCGCGCUUUCUUCUGCCGAUAUUACGACCAAUGCCACUGAGAACAACCCUGAUGCUCAGUCAUCAUUAACUCUCGAUCCCCGUGUGAUCGCAACUGGAUUCCUUAACAACGAUGUCCAAGAAGCUGGUCAGGUUGCAUCGCUAACAUCCAACAACAACUUCAUCAACUACUGUCUUACCCAGGGCAAUCUUCCUAUCACCAACGGUUUGCAAACUACGACAGGCUCUUGCAAUCCUGCGCCCAUCGGUACCAUCCCUUCUGUCCAGAACAUGCCUUCUGCCAAGUUCGCGAGCCCAGCCAACGGAGACACCAUUGCUGCUAACACUGAAUUUACAAUCACGAUGAACAUCAACAACCUCGACACUGGUAACUUUGUCAACGCAAACGAGAAUUAUUUUGCUGCUCCUCAGCAGCUCAGUGCACAAGGCCAGAUCAUUGGUCACACUCACGUCGUCAUCGAGGCGUUGUCGGAUUUGGCUCAGACCACACCGACUAACCCUCAACAGUUUGCGUUUUUCAAAGGUGUCAACACAGCUGCUGUGAACGGUGCGGUGACUGCUGAUGUUACGUCGGGUGUCCCUGCUGGUGCAUACCGUCUGUGCUCCAUUAACUCUUCGUCGAAUCACCAGCCUGUAAUCGUGCCUAUUGCUCAACACGGUUCUCUUGAUGACUGUGUUUACUUCACUGCAUCUGGAGACGGCGCAACUGCUUCCAAUGCAACUACUGCUGCUGCUGGUGCCGCUAACUCGACUGCUGCUGGUACCGCUGCCGCUGCCGCUGGUACUGCUGCCGCUGCUACGGGGGCCGCAGCGACCGCUUCUAAUGCCACAGCUGCUGCUGCAGGUGCAGGUUCUGCUGCCGCAGCCGGCGCCGGUGCCCAAGCUGGUGCCCAAGCCGCUAAGGGACAAGGCCAGAAUAAGAACCAGGGUGCUCAGGCACAAGGUCAAGCUGCUGGUGCCAAAGCUGGUAAUGGCAAAGGCAAAAGGUCAAGAUUGAGCCGUCUCUAG
This is a messenger RNA of Lentinula edodes (shiitake mushroom), 1260 nucleotides long. RefSeq lists its product as uncharacterized. NCBI's taxonomy places the organism in Eukaryota, Fungi, Basidiomycota, Agaricomycetes, Agaricales, Omphalotaceae. The transcript is spliced from 6 exons. The record is from RefSeq and is a predicted model, not a curated record. Bases 1 to 1260 code for a protein of 419 amino acids.